Ilex paraguariensis (yerba mate) is the source of this 1818-nucleotide messenger RNA. Lineage: Eukaryota; Viridiplantae; Streptophyta; Magnoliopsida; Aquifoliales; Aquifoliaceae. The record is from the annotation of a GenBank genome assembly.
AUGUUGCAAAUAUUAGGUGUUUCAGCUUUUAGGCUCACCAUACACACCUAUACUUCUAAAAGUCAUUAUUUCUUCAGAAGUUUGACUUCACCAAGAUCAAUAUUCUAUUUUCCAAAUAUUUCAUUCCACCAAUGUUCAUUUUGUCGUAAUUUAGUGCCAUUGACAGUUAAACUUAGUCUUCGGAUCCAUAAUAACAGUACAAUUAAAUCACAAUCCUUCCCAUUGAAUCAGAUUUUUAUCUCCAAACCACCUUUUGCUUUCCAUAGAACUUUGAUUACAGCUAGUAAAGUGUCACUUCCCUUGAGUUUAUCUGUGGUGGGUCGGACAAUUACGUGCUUUUACUCAUCAGAUACUAUUCCAGUGGACCAAAUAUCAGAUUGUAGUAUAAAUGAUGCUGAUAAGGUGUACAAAACAAUUAUGGAUUACUCUAAGCCUGAGCAUAAAAUGGAGAAAGCGCUUGAAAAAGUUGGCGUAAAAUUGAGUACUUCAUUGGUGGUUGAGGUCCUCCACAGGCUUCGUUUUGAGGAGAAGUUAGCCUUUAGAUUUUUCACAUGGGCAGGGCAUCAAGAGUACUAUAUCCAUGAGCCUCAGACAUAUAAUGAGAUGAUUGACAUAUUAUCCAGUACCAAAUACAAGGUGAAGCAGUUUAGGAUUGUUUGUGAUCUCUUUGACUACAUGAAGAGAAACAACAAGAAAUCCGUUCCUGCUGAAGUUUUGUUAAAUAUUUUGAGGCAGUACACCGAAAAGCAUUUGACCCAUCUCCAAAAAUUUGCCAAGAAGAAGAAGAUAAGGGUGAAGACACAGCCGGAGAUCAAUGCUUUUAAUUUUCUGCUGGAUGCUUUGUGCAAGUGCAGUCUUGUUGAGGACGCCGAAGCCAUGUUUAAGAGGGUAAAAGGCAAGGUCAAACCUGAUGCUAACACAUACAAUAUUUUGUUCUUUGGGUGGUGUAGGGUCAGAAACCCUAGUAGAGGUAUGAGUAUACUUGAAGAUAUGAUCAAGAUGGGGCAUAUACCUGAUAAUUUUACCUACAAUACGGCUAUAGAUACCUUCUGCAAAGCAGGGAUGGUGACAGAGGCUACUAAACUCUUGGAGUUCAUGAAAACCAAAGGUUCGACCAUGUCUUCUCCCACUGCAAAAACUUAUGCAAUCAUGAUUAUGGCACUUGCCCAGAAUGAUAGAAUGCAAGAAUGCCUUAAACUUCUGGGGCAUAUGAUAAACAGUGGUUGCCUCCCUGAUGUGUCAACGUACAAGGAAAUGAUUGAAGGCAUGUGUUUGGCUGGAAAGGUUGAUGCAGCUUACAAAUUUUUGGAAGAAAUGGGUAGUAAAGGUUAUCCUCCUGACAUAGUCACUUACAACUGUUUUCUUAAGGUUCUUUGUGAUGGUAAAAACAGUGAUGAAGCACUUAAGCUUUAUGGGGAAAUGAUUGAAGUGGGUUGUGUGCCCAGUGUACAAACUUUUAACAUGCUAAUCGCAAUGUUCUUUGAGAUGGGUGAUCCUGAUGGGGCCUUUGAGACUUGGGAUGAAAUGGGUAAAAGGGGUUGUGCACGCGAUACUGACACUUACUGUGUGAUGAUUGAAGGGUUAUUUGGUUGCAAUAAUAGGAAGGAUGCUUGUUUUCUUUUGGAAGAAGUUGUAAACAGGGGAAUAAAGUUGCCAUAUCGAAAGUUUGAUUCCUUCUUGAUGGAGCUUUCUGGCAUUGGUGAUCUUCGAGCUAUUCAUAAACUAUCAGAGCAUAUGAGGAAAUUCUACAAUCCUGCUAUGGCACGUCGUUUUGCAUUAAGUCAGAAACGGAAGAGCCUGAGCUUGAGAGGAAAAUAA